This is a messenger RNA of Amoebophrya sp. A120, 488 nucleotides long. The record is from the annotation of a GenBank genome assembly. NCBI's taxonomy places the organism in Eukaryota, Dinophyceae, Syndiniales, Amoebophryaceae.
AAAAAGCCUGCAGAAAUUAUUUCAUUGCACGACUAGAAUCCACCGGAGUGCACCAUCGUGACAGUCGCAGUCUUCAUCUUGUUCUAUAAAACAAGUUGCUCCUUCAUUAUCACCUUCUUUCCAUGAAGCACACCAGAAUUCUUCGGGCCCAGCACGCGAAGAUGCGUCGCCGCCGCCCGGAACGGGCACAGGGGGACUUUCCGGUUUACGCCCGCGCGAAGCCGCUCCCGGCACCGGUGGACUUGGAUCGCAUUCCCAGCGACCUGCAGCGGCAGUUGAGCAAGCCCCCGCGGCGGCUGAAACCCCACGAGGUGGGGGGUGCUAGCGGAGGGGUAAAAAGUGCAGUUGUUGACGAGGAAAGAAACGGGAGUCCUCAUCUUCUUGCUUUUCAAGGCAACUCCACGUCGUCGUUUUUGCACAGUGGUAUGAUGAAAAACAAGGAAAGCCGCGCAGGACCGCGUGGAGUCGACUACCAUUCCACCGCCGAC